AAGUCCGAGGCGGGGCGGCGCGCGGCGGAGUGAGCCGGCGGCGUUCUCUGCAGUGGGUGACGUCACCCCCUCUCCCUUGCCCUGCCCGCCCGCCCCGCCUCUGCCCGGAGAAGGGGAGGGCCCGGAUUCGCCGGCUGCAGGCGCCGCCAUGGCUGCCAUAUUGGAAAGGAAGUGAGUGCAGGAGGCGGCGGCAGCGGCGGCGGCGGCCCUGGGCGGAGCAGCCCUUCCCCAUUCUUCUCGGCCGCGGCGGGUCUCCUCACGGCUGCGACCCGAGAGUCUCUCCGCACCACUGCCAGAGGCAGGGGAAGGGUAGGCCGGAGGCGGCGGCGGGCGGCUGGAGACGCGGCCGCUUGAUAAGGCGUUGAACGCCCGAGAGGAGGAGGAGGAGGAGACGGCUUUGGCCUAAGAUGGCGGACCCGGCGGAGUGUAACAUCAAAGUGAUGUGCCGCUUCAGGCCUCUCAACGACUCUGAGGUGACUCGCGGCGACAAAUACAUCGCCAAGUUCCAGGGCGAAGACACCGUCGUCAUCGCGGUGAGUGCGAGGGGGAGGCGAGGGGGAUCGGCGAGGAGGGGCCGGAGCCCCCCGGCCGGGUGGUCGGAACCGGAGGUGGGGGCUCCAUGACCCAGCAAACUCUGGAAAGCGCGGCGGCGGUGUGAAGCACCUCGGGUGGGGGGGGGGUGAGGAAUUGGGUGGGGGGAGGGCGGAGGGAAAGCUGUUGCCGGGGCGCUUGGAGGGGAGAAACAGGCUGGGCUCACCCGGGUUGAGUGAGGGGGCGUGCGAGCCGGUGGUGGAACAGGGGCUGAGGGAGCAGAGGAGGGAAGGGCGUCGAAGUGGGGGCUCAGUGAGGACCGAGGGGCGUUUUGAGGGGUCGGGCGUUGGCUGCAGCAGCGCCCCCUCCUCUUCUGCCUCCCUCCCUGCGCCGCGCCUGUGAAAUCUGUUGGCCGUGGGGUUUUGAAAUGGGGGGAAGCAGUAACCUUCCUAAUGUCAUAAUUCCAGCUGCUGAGUAAGGGAGUUGAGGCGCUCCUAGCGCUCCACACAAAAGCCGCUCCAUUGAUGUUGUUGUUUUGCUUCGUGUUUACCCGGGGUGCCGGCUCCAUUGCAUGCAUAGAAAAACAGAUGCUGUAAAAUGCACAUUGCAAUAGAGAGCGGUGGUGUAGCGGUUUCUCAGCCCCCGCCCUCCAUCUCAGGGGGUUUGACACCAGCCGCAUAGGAAGAUGUUUUUAUACCAAGUCAGGCCAUUGGUCCGUUUAGCUUAGUACUGCCUCAGCUGACUGGCAACGGCCCUCUGGGGCUUCAGGCAGGAGUUUCUCCCAGCCUUACCUGGAGAUGCUGGGAGUUGAACUUGAGUCGGUUUGCAUGCAAAGCAUGUGCUCUGCCACUGAGCCUUUUCCAAAGAAAUCAGCUGACAGUUAUUUGUACUAAGGUUCUUUUUUUCCACCUUUGCAGUUAACAGGCUGUAAAAUAUUGAAUAAUGAACCUUGCAUACACUGGGAUAGUUGCCAGACUAUAAAGCGGUAUUAAGCAAGUAGAGUUCAAACAUGUUACAGAUAUGACGCUGGAACUGUACUAAUGGUGGCUAUGAUAUUGUAGCAAUGUCAUUUCUAGUAAAACCUCAGUGCUGCUAUGAAAAUAGGUGUAGUUAAUAGCUAGAACGCUCUCUAAGGUAAGUUUGACCUCCGAAUGGAACUCGCAGAUCGGAAUACAGUACUUCAAAAAUCACAUGAAUGGGCGUUUUACUGAAGGAAGAAAAUUGCACUUGUUUAUAUUGGGAAGACAAGCUUUUUAACGUAACCGAAAUAGUUGUUGAUGUUUAAAUACUUUGGAUAGAAGUCAGCACUUUCAAAAAGUGUUUUCGUCAGAGAGAACAGUGACUUGAUGAAAAAGAGUUCCAUAGGUGAAACUCAUGGUAUCAGUUUGACAGCACGCAUAACAAUGUGCACAGCUUUUGUUUGUUUGUUAAGCAUUUCUUCUACAAGACUGCACUUCCUUUUUCCCUCAGACAGGUACCUCUUUAAAAAUCCUCUGAUCUUCAGCAUGAUGUCACACUAAGUCUAGAGUCCCAUUUUAAAACUGACUUGAUAAAAGCUUUUUUGUAGUGCUGUAGAUUGUUUUUGUUUCAAAGCCCCACCCAUCAGACACCUGAGAAACUAGCAUGCAGCAAAGCAACUAACUUGGUAAAACAAGUUAUUGAACUGCAAUAUUAAAUUUACUUUUCAAAACUUUAAAAGAUGCUGGGCAUUAAUGUUUGUUUAUCUUGAUAAAUUAAGCUUGGACUUAGAAAAUGCUCAGCAUGCUGUUGACAUUAGAACAGACUAACGUGUUAGUAAUUGGGUUGUGUGUGUGUGUGUAUAUAUUUGGGUCACUAAAUGGUCAACAAACUGUGUGUGGAGACACACGCAUAUACAGAAAGUGCGCCAUUAUUGGCCAAUCAUGUGUCUCCUUUUACAAUCUAGCAUUCCUAUUUAGAGGGUUUAAUAAUAUCUAACAGAUUUUUCUUGUAAAAUGAAAAAUCUUGUAAAAAAAAAAAGAUUUUAAGGCAGAGAUUGAAUGGCAAUCUGUCAUGGAUACUUUGAGAUUCCUGCAUUGCAGGGGGAUUGGACUAGAUGACCCUCUGGGUCCCUUCCAAUUCUAUGAUACUGUGAUUCUAACAUUGUAACAGUGUUGCCAGCAGCACCAAAAUAUCUGGUCAAAUCCCAGAUCAGUGAUUGACUUCAGGCACUCAGAAUCUCACUCUCUGUUGCCCAUCUCUAAAACAAGAAUUAUGGUAAUCGUCAAUUUGGCUGCUGUGAAGAUGACCAAUAUAGUCUUUAAAGCAUAUGGCAAGCUUCCAAGAGAUUAAACAAUACAUUGUGUCCUCCCCAAUCCUUGGGCAUGGAAGAGUAAUUUCACCUGCGGUGUUCUUACCCGGAUGGGAUUCAUGAUAUAGCAUUAAGAUGAUGUGUGAUAUGAUGAGCAGCAGUUAAAAUGCUGUUGAUAUUAGUGAACAAUUAGUGUUUGAGGCCCUGCAACUAGGAAUUGUGGUAGGAGUGCAGAGCCUCUGAGAUGUGAGCUAGUAAGAUACUGCUAUACAGUGGUACCAUGGGUUACAUAUGCUUCAGGUUACAUACGCUUCAGGUUACAGACUCCGCUAACCCAGAAAUAUUACUUCUGGUUAAGAACUUUGCUUCAGGAUGAGAACAGAAAUCACGCGGCGGCGCAGCAGCAGCAGGAGGCCCCAUUAGCUAAAGUGGUGCUUCAGGUUAAGAACAGUUUCAGGUUAAGAACAGACCUCUGGAAUGAAUUAAGUACAUAACCAGAGGUACUACUGUAGUGCAAAUUCAUUCUUAUUAGUCUGCUCUCCUAUUUUUCCUUGUCUAAAAUGUAUUCAGCAUUCUGCUGCUAAACAUUUUAACUUUCCUGUGUACAGCCCUGGUUUUGUAAAAGUACUAGGAUUGGUAAAGUAGGCCCCCAAUGCCAGAGCUUAGUUAGGUCUCAAGAAUCUGAGCAAACUACAGUUUAUGGGUAGUCUUCAAAGGCAGCCCCAUGUAUAAUACAUUACAGAAGUCUAAUCUGAAAGUUACUAGAGUUUUCAUAACUGUGGUAAGCCAGUCUAUCCAGGAGGGAAUCCAGUUAUUGCACCGAAAAACUGAAUUAACUGCAACCAGUUUAGCCUCCCAUCCUGUAGACUGAAUUGGGAACAUUUUAUCAAAAUGGCUGAGUAUGAAAACAGUCUGUGUCAUUAUUUCUGGUAGUGUUUUAAAGCCACAAUGCACAUUUAUUAUUAUUUUUAAGCAACUUAGAUGGUUUUAUUGUUCAUUCUAUCAUUGAGACAUUACAAGCUCCUCACAGGUAAAACCUAUACAGUUUAGGCCACAGCUUUUUUCAAGGAGAGAAUAUAUUUGACUAUCAUAUUAAACCAUAGUUUAUCAGGACAGUACCUAGUCCCUUCCUGGACUUGUGCAAUCUUCUCCCCACCACCCUGCAGCUGGAAGAAGGUGUGUUGAAGCUUUUGCCUUCACUUAACUGCAGAUUGUCAUAUCCAGUGUUUCAAACAGUGGUUAACAGCCAUGGGUGAUUUUCAACAACCCAACUUCAAGGCAUAGGGGUUAUGACACAGACCUGGUUUGCAUGUCACACUAAACCAAACUAUGAUUUUGGGUAUGUGUGGGCUUCCAAAUAGGAAAUCAUUAUCACUUUGCUCUUCACUAGUUGCUAUCCUGUUGUGCUGAGUUUAGUCACAACUUGGUUUCACAUAUUGUCUGAACCCAGGCAUGGGGUCUAGCUCUUCCCAAACUAAUCAUGAGCUGAACCAAGGUUUGUCUUGUGGCUUAAAACUUACAGUUUGACCAGGAGAAUUAAACCUUGAACCUUGGUUCAUAUGACAAGGUAAGAUAGGCUUAUUUAUGUUGCACGAAACUUUGGUUUAGUUUGACAUCCAGAUGCAGCAACAGAAUAGUAGUUUGAAAUGAGUCCUACUCAUAGUUAGAAAUAGGGAAGCCCAAGUACAUGGUAGGCCUUAGUAGGCACAACGAGAUCAGGUUUGUGCGUGCAAGAUGGGUUCUUAUUGUCUCCCAUCAACAGAAAUGCAUGGAGAAAAACAUCACAGGAUGUGCUUAUGCCACAAGCUAAUGCCUUCUCUCUCCUUCUGACUCACUGUCUGCGCUUCUUUACUAUCUCUUCCAGCAGAGUUUCUGCCCCAUCUUUGACAUUUGGGUUAGCCGUAGCCGGCUGUCUUUUGCUUCCCCCAUAUUGUCACCUGUCCUUUUUCUUAGUGGCUUAAUCCUAUUGUCUGUCUUGCUUCCACAGCAUUUGUUCUCCAAAUGGUGAGUAGGCUGGAGUGACUGGCUAGUAGAGGAGGGAGAUAGAAUGGAAGUAGUAAGCUCAGCUCUGAUGGGAGCAGAGUCAGAUGGGAGAAACAAUAUACUUGCUGUUGAGCUUCAAAGUAUUCAAUGAGCAAGUGAACCAGGGCUAGCGUGAAAUAUAUACUACCUGCCAUGGGUGAACAGUCUAUCUUCUAAUUGCAUAUCCGUUUCUCUCAGAGAUUUCACUGUCUAAUACAAAACUUGAGACAUGUCUUAGUCUUUUUUAUCUAUUUUGCCUUGGGUUUUGCAUAUCAAAUUAUGAUGCACUUACAUACUUGGCUAAUAGUUUUCACACUGGCUUUAAUGAAAGCUACCAGAUGUUUAUAGUAUUUAUCUUAGCAAUGAGGGAUUAUUUAAUGCCUUAAUGGUCUUAAAUAAUAAUUCAGGGUUUAUUUGAUGGACUUUGAAAUUUACAUCAUUUGUAAACCUUACUGGACAACAUGAAUUAAAAGUACAUUUUAAGUAGGUUUAAAAAGGCAGAAUACUGUAGCAUAUUCCCAAAAAAAUGGUUGAAACUCUUGGACAGAUAUUCUUACUGCUUUCUCUGGCACUUUGUUUACAAACAUUUAGCCAUGUUUUGCAUUCAGAUCAACUUCUUGACAUAUUAAAAGAAGGUGACUUAAAUGGUCUCUUCCUGGACAGCACAAAGAAGAAAAGAUUUGUAAAUUUGUAUACUUGGUGUUGGGGAAUUCCUCUGUAUUUUAAAAUUUGGUGUGUUACAGCUUUGCAUGAUUAUGAAGAUGCUUUGUGGUAAUACACACACAUAGAUGGAUACAGCUGCAAAAACUCAACACGAUGCUCAAAUGAAAGGAAAACCAAAAGUCUGUUACCUUCUUCCUUUUCAAUUUUAAGAAAUAAAUAUGGAGCGAUGGGUCAGAAUGAAAUCAGAUCAAAAGCCAUCAUCAACAACAAAAAUAAUUAAUUGGUUUGGGAAGGGAGGAGCCUGAAACAGGUCUAGGGCAGGCUUCUAUUUUUAAGCAUGCUUGUGUUGGGAUGGGAAAACAUAGGUGUUGGUUCCAUAUUUAUAUGCAGCUGUAAUGCUGUAAGUUGAACUAUACAUGGAGAUUACAUUGCUUCUUAUACCAGCAUCUACUUUAGAGCAAAGAACAAAUAUACUAAGAAAACAAAAUGGCAUAAAGCAUCUGCUCCAGCUAUUAUUUCGAACUAGUCAGGAUUAACACUUCUAUGGAUCCAAAUAGCACUUUUACACAAACAAGCAGCGACAAAGUCAGAACUUAUUAGCAUGUGAUCAGAUAUUUGCUGACAAAAGGAUUAUAGUUAUUUUUGGUUACAUGGAAUUCAAUACAAAAAAUAAAGGCCCAAGUGGGCUGUAGUUUACCGACACUCACAUGGCUCUUUGCGUGAACUUGUCCCUUCCUUAGGUUUGGAUAAAGUUGAGUACCACUUGUUUACUUACCUGGCAGGAGCCUACACAUUUGGCUGGCCUUGGUAUCGCAACAUUGUUUUGGUUGCCAUUCUCAACCAUUGCAAUACUGUUGACUGUAUUUGUUGGGCCCUGAUAGCCACAAUUGCAAUCAACAAUCUGGGAAUGACUGCAGAAAAAGAGGCAAACCAGAUCUAAACACUUGUCUUGUAUGUGUAGUUCAGUGAGUGUAACGGCUAUGAACGUGGAUGAAGGCUGCUGCAGAUAGGAUCUACCGGUUCGUCGUGACUAUUCAUUCCAUCAGAACAGAGCCCUAUUGCGAAGACUGUGCGUUGAUCAGCGUGCACUGAUCUACACACACAAAACAAAUUCACGCACAGGCAUCUUCCAAAACCCCCCAAAAAACCCUAUGUACUCUUUUGAUUAUAAAUCUAUAAGGACCAUAACUCAGUGGUAGAUCUGCUGCUAGUCUUUGUAGACAGUUACUGAGCUGGAUGACCAAUGCUCUAAUUUGGUAUAAGACAUCUUACUAUGUUCCAUAUUCACAGAUGUUGGCUUUCUCCAGCAAUUGUAGAGUGUCCAGACACGUAAAUAGCAUAACUUUGUGGUGGCAGGGUUUUAACUGACUUAACAGUAGACAGUAUUUGAUAGUAAUGCAUAGUAAAACAUAUAUUAAUGGAAAGGAUUUUGAAUCGGCGUUGCUGUUUAUAGCUGUUUCCCUUGACGUGGUUCAGUUUGUCAAAGUAUUCCUCUUCUGUAACAAUAUAAAAAUGCAAGAUGUGAUUCCAUUUUUAACCUGUCAUGGUUAAAACUUUUUUUCAGACUUAAGUUGUGAAAUUCUACUUCAUCCGUUUUCUCCCUUAUGUUAUCAAAGCCCCAUUGAAUUCAAUGAGAUUUACUUUUGAGUAGAUUUAGCAGGAAUUACUCUCCCCAAUCUCAGUAUAUUGUAGUCAUUUUUAGCAGGGAUCGUGUGAUAUACCUUUGAGGCUUAUUUUCAGGCCAUUUAUUUGCUUGAAAUUCAGCCUCUAAAUGUUUUGAGUGUGAUCCAGCCAAAUUUCAGUGCUUAAUAAUCUUACUGUUAUGACUAAGGAGCGUUAACAGUUGCUUUUUUAAAAAAAUGAAAUCAGUGGGUCCUGACUUGGUUGGAUUGUUCUUAAUGCCACUCCCCCUUGGCAAUACUUUUAUUUUUAUUCUUAAAAGGGAUUCCCGCCUCAUCAGUUAGGGAAUCUAUUUCCACACUUCACAGUCUUUUAGCACGGGGUACAUUAAUAUCUCUGUUUGGUAACAAAAAAAAUCACCAUUCAAUAUUUGAACAGGAUGGUAUUUCAAGAAUAUAGCUUCAUUUUUGCUGCGGCUCUUAUAGGGAUAUGAAAGGGCACAAAGCUAAAAGUGGAGAUGUAAAGAUCUGGUCUCUUUAAUUUCUAACUUUGAUUUUUAUAGUUCUAUUUUUGUAUAUUUUUCAGUCCAAGCCUUAUGCAUUUGACCGCGUGUUCCAGUCACACACAUCACAGGAGCAAGUAUAUAAUGACUGUGCAAAAAAGAUUGUCAAAGGUAAGAGGAGACUUCUUAAUAAAUGAAUCGCAAAUGGGGUUGUUGGGCAUAAUGUAAUUCAUCUCGUAUUUCCACCUAACAUGCGUUUAGGUGAGGUACUAAUUAAAAUACAGACAGGAAGAUAUUUAUACAGUUCAGGUUAAAGAAUGACAUUGGUUCUUAAAUCUCUGGCAUUCUUCAGGCUCCCCCCCCCCCCCCCCCGUUCUAUUUUGAUUAUUGUGCUGAAAAUCUUGUGUACGUGGUGUGGGCUGAGGAAUUGAACAGGUAGUAAGACAGAUUGGCCUUCUGUCCCUAUAUCGGCUGAAAGUAUAGGUAUGAAAGAUCUAAGGCUACUUUGCUACAUCUGGAUAUAUCUGCUUAUGGGACUUUGAUAUAGGCAACACAUAUAAUUGUAAGGUGUCUUUAGUCUUCCCAGGUGUGAACAUUGUAUUGUGAGGAGCAAGUAUAAGUUUAGGCUUUUUACUGGUUACCUUGUUCUGGAGCUUUAGAUAGGGCAAUAUCUGAUUCCCACCAUCUGCUCCUUCCUGCUACCUGUGCAUUUGAGACCCUGAAUUUAUACAACUGCCUAUUAGCUGUUGACAUUGUAUCUUUCUCAAGAGACAGUGGAGUGCAUUUCCGGGGAUGAAGUCAAACCAUUGGAAAAUUGCAGCGCCUGCUGUGGCUGCAGAGACCAGUAUCUCGUAACUGCUGUCUACUUCGUUGUUUUUGCUGUAUUAGAAGCACUGAAGUGACCUCUCUGGGACACAAGCCUGGGCAGUGUUUAUGGGGGUCCAGGGCUGCAUAAACAGCAAGACCCACCCCCUUUUUGGCCUUGCUGAUGUGGUUCAGAGGAAAGCAGAACAAUACAUUUGGCACCAGCCUGGCUGCAGGAAUGGUCAAAAGGAGGUGUGCAAUACGCCAUCCAACUGUCUUAGGGACUCCACUCUGGAGUUGUGUAGGGUUUACUCCUUAGCCUUUUCUUCUCCUAAAGAUGUCCCACAAGACAGCAGGUACAGAAUUUUCCUCUGGGUUUACACCUGAAGCCUUUCUCAUGAAUCAGUAUAGUUGCAAACCUAUUAGCUGUAGUUGAUAGGGAAUUGCAUGCAGAUGAAUCUUUGGACUAGCCGAGAUGUAGUGGAGUUGUCCAAAUCUGUCCAGCAUGGAAACCAUAAGGCUGCCUCAGGGGAGCACCCCCUUGCCCAACAGCAAAAUGUAGUGGGCUGCCGAAGGAGGGAUGGAAUUCUGUCCCUCUUUCAGCCUCAUGUUAUGGGGCUUGUUUACAAGGCUUUACCAGAUGCAAGGUUACUUUAUGGCAUGCUGCAUACUAAGUACUUGUUAGCAAAAUUUGUUCAAAUACUUUUGGAAGAUAGUAUCUGUUUCAGGGUGGUUCACAUGAGUUGUGGUUAUAUCAUUAGUAUGCAUUUUCUUUCACCCUAGAUGUACUUGAGGGAUACAAUGGUACAAUAUUUGCUUAUGGGCAAACAUCAUCUGGGAAAACUCACACUAUGGAGGUAAGAUAUUGUGGUCAUGCAUACUUGGGACACACUUCUCUAAACAUAUCUAAACCCUGUUUCCAUAUUCAGGAAGUAAAGCCUCCAGGUGUGGGGAGAAAAUCAAAGUUAUCUGACAAAUUCUGCUAUAUGUGAUAUAUUUUAAAAUGGAAGACUUUUGUACAAUAAAAGCUUUUUUUAAGUUAAUGCAAAAAAUGUGUAGACCUAACAGAGUAUAACACAGAUGUCAUUGUCUCAUAUACAUACAUACAAGAUAACAUAUGUCCUAAGUACACUCCAACAAUUAUCCUUCCGGCAUCAGGUGAUUGCCUCCUUGUGCUCAUUGCCAUUGAUAACAAAUUGGCUACAAUAACACGCAUGGGAUUUUUUCUCCCAACAAGUAUUUAGAGUAUUGAGCUAGUAGUCAGGGCAAUAAAGUGAGAAUCAUUUGCUGAUGAGUUUUAUCAUAAAAAUCACUUUCUAGUUGUUAAAAGACAAGCCCUGUAGGAGAGAAGGAUAGCAGCGUAACUACCUCAAAACAGUUCAAAAGGCAACACAUUAAAUGUGACCUGAGUCAACAGCUUAGGAUAGUUCACUGCUCAUUUUAGGAAUUUACAAAAAGAAUGAUAACUGCAAAUCAGUUUAUUCCAAUAUAUUGUCUGUCUCACCCAAGGUUUAGCAUAUUACCUUAUGCAUUUUUGGAUGUAAGUAUAACUUAACUCAAUAGAACUUACUCCUGAGUAAACAUACUUGGGAUUGGGCUGUAAGUCCUAUUGCAGUGUGUGAAUUAACAGUUGUUCUCUUCUCACAAUUGAAAUCUUUGGAACAUAAUUAAAUUUGUUUGGAUUAUUUAUUUCAUAAGAAUAUCUACUCUGCUUGAUUGUAAAAAACCUCAAAGUGGUUUCAUGCUUAUAUGUUUAGACAAUUAAUUAGUUAAAAAGGCGUUUCCUAAAGGCUUUCUGGUUAGUGUUCUAAAAAUCUGUAACGUAUGUGGUCUUUGUUUUCUCUUUCUUUCUUUCUUUUUAAAUCCAGGGGAAGCUACAUGAUGUGGAUGGAAUGGGGAUUAUUCCAAGGAUUGUGCAAGAUAUUUUUAAUUAUAUUUAUUCCAUGGAUGAGAAUUUGGAGUUUCAUAUUAAGGUAAGUUUGUUUUUAAAUUAUACAUAUGUCAAAUUCAAGACAACAGAAUUCUAAGUAUUCUAAGAGAUACACAAUUUCCAUCUGGUUUGGAGAUCACAAGACAGUUUAGGUUGAAAGUAUGACUCUCAAAUGAUUUAAAGUAUAAUUAACCAAAGUAUAAUAAACCACUAAAAAUAUCCUAAAAUAUCGCGAACCAUCGCUUGUUCUCUAUUUAAAAGAAUUGGUUUAAUAAGAUUGAAUGGUACAGUAAUUUCUAUAUUAUGUAGUAUUAUGUGUCAGCACUUUCUAAAUUUUAUUUUCUUUCAAAAUCUAGUAUGGGAAUAGAACAUUGCAGUUUGCUAGAAUAGCUCUUUCAAAGGUUAUGAAAAAUGAAAUAGAUUAGUUGGGGAUCUGUGGUUAAGGCAUAUUGUUUGGGUAUGAUAGGUGGGGUACAAAUAGUCAUUACUUGUGGGAUUAAAACAGAUCAUUUUCACAGAUGUUUGGGCAUGGUUGAUCAUCAACAUUAUAGACUUUCAUAGUAUUCUUUUAGAUAUAAAUACUUAAAAUUCUGCAAAGUGCCAUUGUGUUGAAUGGUAUGUUUUCAGCUGCAAGUAUGAAGCUUUGUAUCUUAGUUAUAUUUGGGGCUGUUAGUGAUCUCUUCAGACACAUCACUAGACUUGUAUGUUAACUGUAUGAUGUGUGCAAAUGUUAUUCAAAGAUUUAAUGCCUGAUAGUUUACUAUAGAGAUAUAUUUGUUGAAGUUUACAGAUCCUUUCUAUGGUAUUGGUGUACUAGUUUUCAGUUACAACAAUUCUCACACUGGUUCACAAGAAUAACAUCAGAUCUCUAAAUGGAUUGCAUUGCCCUCCCAAUGAUAGAUCAUUAAUAUAAGUUGCUGUGGACUUUGAUUGGGCAGUGGUUACUAUCCUUCCCCCCCCCCUUUAUAUUUUUCAGGUGUCAUAUUUUGAAAUUUAUCUGGAUAAAAUAAGGGACCUUCUGGAUGGUGAGUACAUUUUUUUUCCUUUGAGGGAGAAUAGGAGCAGUUUGAGUUGCAAGGUGUAAUGAAACUUGGAUCUUGCACCUGUCUUCUGAACCAAAAGUUAGAAUGGGAAGCAUAAUCAGUUGGAUUUCUGUCCCAGCUGUAUGUACAUAAAAACAGAUUUAAGUGUGCAACGGAGGAUAAAAACCAGAAUAAUGAAGGCACUAAUUUGAGGGAGUUUUUGAGGAUUAAGAAAGACUUAAGAGAUGUUGUUGGGCCCACAAAGCAAAUGAAACAUGAAGACAAAAGGGUAGAAUAAUUAGAGGAUAUAAAUUAGGGAAAUAAAACUUCAGGCUGUAAACCAGAAGGAAGUUAUUCUGUCCAUGAUUUUUGGCAGAUUGCCUAGAGGUUAUGUAUUAUUGGGAUAUUAGAUGUAUAUUGUACAGUGAUAAAUAUAGAGGACUGGCUGUGGAAGAUAAUGGUAUAGUAAAAUUAGUUUUAGUAAAAAGCAGUUUAUUUUAUGCCUCUUGGAUGUUACAUAAGUAUAUAGCAUCUGUAUUGGUUUAGUAAUUCAAAUUUGUGAAAAGAUUGCUUGAAGGACUUUUAUAGCUUACUGUUGCAACCCUUAUUCAGGACACAGUUGCAAGUUUAAUAAUGUUUAUAAUGGGUCAGAACUUUUCUAACAUUACAGGUGGUUUAUGUCUGGUUUAAAAGGUGGUCAGCAGACAGAAGUGUUCAGAAUUAUAAAUCUCACCCAGGGUUAAUAGUUUUUAGUGCAAGGAACUAUCUGUAAUUAUAAUGAUAUAAAUAAAAUGUGUUAUGUAUUAAACUGUGUUAGAGUAUUGAUGUUGUACAAGCACACACUUGGGUAAAAUUGUUUUACCAUAUAUACAUAUAUAUAACUUUAUUUUUGAUGAUUAACUAGAAAAUAGAACUUGGUGUUGUCAUAGAAAGCUCAAUAAUAACAGCUUAAAAGGUUGCAGUAGUGCAAAAGGCGAAUUCAGAAUGGAAAAGUAUUAGAAAGCAGACUAUGUGUAAAUGACAGAUUACAAUGCUCUCAUAAAAAUCCAUGAUGCAAUCAUAUUUUCAAUAGGACAGUUCUGGUCACCUCAUGUCAAAAACCAGUGGUGAACUUUGGGCUUUCAAAUUUGAGCAAUGUCCUGUGCAAUACCAAAAUUUGGCACCAUCCCUCAACCUUCUGACUUGUGUCAUUGUUGGAGCACCCCCUGUGGCGUGCUCUCAGCUCAGCGCGUACAAACCACACUCCCCUAAAUCCGUGUCUGCAGAAAGGCUCAUUGUGUGGAAUCUAUACCUCUAUGGAAUGUCUGCCUUGAAAGGAAAGACUAAAAACUUCCUGGCUUAGCUGGGGGAGGAGGGGAGCUAAGGAACAACAAAGUCUAGACAGUGAUAAAAUCCAAGGAGAAUGUAAAUGGAUAAAUGUUGUUGCAUAACAGUAGAAGUUAAGAAUUGCCAAAUGGAGCUGGUUGGCAAUAGGUUUGUUACAGAUAAAAGGAAUUAUUACUUCAUGUGACUCAAUUGCCCUAUGACAUUAUUUCCACAAUAUAUAGUGAUGACCACUUAGCUUGGUUUAAAACUGGCCUAUGCAAAUUCAUAGGUCAAUCAACAGCUGUUAAUGAGGAUUGCUAAUUGAGACCUCCAGGUUGCAAGGAAGUGCUUGCUGAGUAUCAUUGCUGAGGAAUAAUGGGAGAUGGCCGUUGUGAUCAUGCUGUAUUUGUGAGCUUUCUGUGGUUAAAUAGCAAGUUUUAUUUAUUUGUUCGUUCUGUAGCUUCUGACGAAGGUAACUCUCAAUGCUUUUUUCCUUUCAGUCUCUAAGACCAAUCUUUCUGUGCAUGAGGACAAAAACAGAGUACCUUAUGUGAAGGUGAGUAUAAAGAUUACACAAGUAUGUUGGCCGCCUUUACAAAUCUUGUAUAUGUUAUUUACCUUAUGUUCAUGUUUUCACAGGGCUGCACUGAACGUUUUGUAUGUAGUCCAGAUGAAGUUAUGGAUACUAUAGAUGAAGGAAAAUCAAAUAGACAUGUAGCAGUUACAAGUAAGUUGUUUACUUUGUAAGAAUUUAUUUUUUUAAAAAAAAAUAAGAGCAUCUCAUGUUAUCCUAUUAACAAAUUGCCAGAUCUUGUUCUGGGCAUAUAACUCUAUAAAAUUGUAAGUACAUACAAUAUCAGUGAACUGGGUAUUCAGUUGGCUUCAAAAUGGUUCCUUUCCCCCUUGGUGUUCUUCCUUCCGAAGUGUGUUCAGUUCUUCCAAUUGCUUGGCAAGGCAGGAAAUCCUGUGACUUCAGGGGAAGCUGUAACUCUUCUCUUCCUGUUGGAGCUUCACUUCCUGCCUUUGCUCAGAAUGCCUACUUGAACCCCUGUCUUCAGGAUCCUUUUCACAUAUCUUUGGCAUGUGCCAAUUCUAAUUCUUCAAUGAUUUUCUCUUCUUCAGUGCCUUCAUAUAUUAACAUUUUUUUUAAAAAAAUCUUUAAUCCAAACUUUGAGUUUUCCUCCUCCAUUUAGUGCUUAUUCACUAUUUUCCUCUAGACCUCUUUCCUACUCCCCCCAACCCCAGUUGUUAUCGCCAACAGAAGGGAACGACUAAAUGGGCCAACAGCGAAUGGACAAAACCUCUGCAGGCUGUCUGUAAUGUAAAGCAGCACUCAGCGACUGCGUCAGCAUUGGCCGUGCCUCCACCUGUGGUAGCACUACCAGCCUCAAUGGAAUACUCAGAGCCCUCAAGUGACCAUGGACUGUGACAAAAUUCCCCAGCUGAUGAGAGGGCUUUAUGUUUUCAUCAAGCUGCUUGGGGAUGGAAGUGUACUGGCAGUGAUACUCUCAAAAUCCAGUCUCUUCAGCUUGCUUAUAGGCUCUUUCUUUCCUGGCUGAUGAUUGCCAUUCUAUCAAUAAAUUAAGAGAACUUGGAAAGAGGCUUUUGAGGGGAGGGGUGCCUCUUAGCAGGGAAAGAAGGGGACUUUGACUCUAUAGUACUCCUUUUGACCUGUGGCCAGCAUCUCAGGUGGCAAGCCCUGUGACUAAAAAAUGAGACCUUGCAAGUCAAAUGUGGCACCUGGAUGGAGAAAAUGCUGGUGUGUGCUGGAUGUGGACAUACAUGUUCUACAGUAAAUUAUCACUGGUUUAAUUUUCUGUCUAGAGCAACUAUUCUGCCAACAAUUGUUGAAAAUUCAUGGUCUAAGACAGGAAAGAGCUUGGAGCACCUUUGGAUACCAGCUUGGAGAUAGCAGCUACCUUUCACACUUCUUCUGAAAUGAAAUAAGCUUAGCCCAGUUCCUUUUUCUACUGUCAUAAGGAUUAAUCAAUGUGGGUGUAUAAACUGCAUAAUUUCAUGUACUAGGCAGAUCACUGCUGACUAAUUCCAUGUGGACAUGUAGUUUGUUGCUAUAGGUUUAACAAUAGGCUUCUUCCCCUUUGAAUAUUAAGCACUUGUAAUUCACAAACAGGUGAGGUUUGUUGCCAGAAUGCAUACUUACACAACUCAAAUUUCGUUACAGACAUGAAUGAACAUAGCUCUCGAAGCCAUAGCAUCUUUCUCAUUAAUGUAAAGCAAGAAAAUACUCAAACAGAACAGAAAUUGAGUGGAAAGCUUUACCUUGUAGACUUGGCAGGUAGUGAAAAGGUAAUAAUACAUUUAUAUUUUGAAGCUGAUUGAACUGAGUAUGUAAAUGAAAUAAAUUGUGUUCCCUGUUUCAAUAUUUGAUCUUACCACAUGUCCUAGUCUGCCACUGCUUCUGGAGUAAGGUGGUCUUUUGAAUUGGAUUCAGGCUAACUUAGUUCCCUUUGAAAUCAACGAGACUCAAGUUCAGCUAACUUAAUAUUCUUCCAGCUAACAUGUAAAUAUAUUUACAUCCCUUUACCAGUUUGUGAAGGCAAGGCAUUUUUGCUUGACAUCUGGAAGUAUUGUGUUUUCCAUCUAUUCCUUUUACAACAGAUUAUUUAGAAUUGUGUAAUGCCUUGGUAGCUAUAAUAAAUGAACUUCCAUUAUCAACCAUGGAAGUUGAGGAAUACAGUGAUAAAUCCAGAGAAUCUAUACCAGUGAAAAUGCAGAAGGAGCAGUAUUGGUGAUCUAUUCACAUUUAUAUUGAACAAGAGAGUGAGUGUAAUUGAUUGUCAUCUUGCAGUUCCUAUUUCCCUCUGCAGAUUGUUUAGUAGUUGAGCCCUAUAGUCAUAAUAAUUUAGCAGAGACCUUAGCAGCUGCAGCUAUUUCAUGUGGAGACUACAUAUUAUAUUCUUACAUGGGUUCAAUAGUAUAAAUUAAAAUGUCUGCAAGAGUCUGACAAUUGCUUUCACUUACAAGAAUGCUGGCACUCAGGGAUUUUUAUUUUUUUUACAAUUUCAUGAAAAUCCAUUUAUUGUCUUGAACAAAUUGCACAAGAUUUAAAACCUUAUUUAAUUCAAUCUACUAACUGAGUAUAAUUUUUAUAUCAUUUGGAAUGCAUAAAAGCUUGGCAGGGGGAGGAGGUUGAGGGGUUUCAGUGGGAAGGGGGUAUGAGGAAAGUCCAUUACAUAGUGUGGAGGCUUCUUUGAACCAAGGCAGGGGGUUGUAAAAUUUAUUUGUUUAAACUUUCUUACAACUGCCUACAUUAUUGCAGGUUAGUAAAACUGGAGCGGAAGGUGCUGUGCUAGAUGAAGCUAAGAACAUCAACAAGUCUUUAUCGGCUCUUGGAAAUGUCAUUUCUGCUUUAGCUGAAAACAGUGUAAGUGUAUUUCUAUUCUGAAAACAUUUGAUGAAAUUACUCAUCAGGGGAUGAGCACAAUACAUAUCUGAAGAAGUUUAGCAGAUUAAGUGUUCAGUGAUUUUGUAGUUGUCAAAUACACAGCAGCAUUUAUGUGACAUGGGCCACAUUUGCAUGUAAUGCUAGGCCAUGGUUUAGCACUAAGCAGAAGUGCCUGAAUGAGUCUGAGCAGUGUGUCAGACUUGGACACUUCCUCCUCCCCUUUGUUCCUUGAAGAAGGCCAUAAGGAGGACUUAGCAAAGUUAAGUUUCACUUUUAUGGCAUUUGAACCAUAGAUCCUAGUUUCAAAAGUUAUGGUUAGUUUAGCAAGCCAGCCUUUGAACCUAUGGUUUGAAGUUGGCUUGAAAUGAAACCAGGGUUUGUUUUAAACCAGGACCUCUGGCCUGAAUUUAAAACUAAACUAGGACCCUUUAAAAGUGAAGCUAAACUCUGAUGUUCCACUUUCACAGGGCUUUGAAGAAAAGUGUGUAAGUUCAGUGUUUGACUCAAGUAGGCUCGUUCACAUAGUGCCAAACCAUGGUUUAGUAUUACGGGCGAAUCAACCAUAUGUAUACUGUAUUAUCCAAAAAUAGGCUAUAUAGAAGUUCAGGCUUUCUUGGUUAAUGAACAUAAAAAUAUUAGGUACUGCUUUAGCUUUACAAAGCAAAAUGCAUAUGUAGAAGCUUAGUUCAUAAAAUAGUUCUAUAAAUCAAGUUAAGGCCAUCUUUUUCCCCCCUUUUUUCUUUUUUGCAGAAUUAUGUUCCAUAUCGUGAUAGUAAAAUGACCAGAAUCCUUCAAGAUUCACUAGGUGGCAACUGUAGAACCACAAUUGUUAUUUGCUGCUCUCCAUCAUCUUAUAAUGAAUCUGAAACAAAAUCUACCCUGUUGUUUGGUCAAAGGUGAGUAAUGAGGUUAAAACUAACUUGUAGAGCACAGCCCAAGGUGUGAACCCAUGGAAACAAACUGUAGACUUCCCACAAAGUUCUAGUAAGCUGCUGUUCAUAAUGAUUGUCCAUGUGCAUGCUAUAUACAUGCACACAUCAAUUUAUUUGUAUGCUGCCUUUCCAUAUGCUCAAGGUGGCUUACAGUGUGAAAAAAUACAUAACUACAAACAUAACAAAGGUAGCCAUACAUAAUAAAACAUCAAAAAGUGCACAACCAAAUUGAACCAUUUCCACAUAAAUAAAAAUAUCUAAAAUAAAGAUACAAAAAACAAACAUCAGCAACCCAUCCCCCACAAUCCCCCACCCCAAAUACAACACCCCAGUGCAAGAAUCUGUUCGGCAGCCUCAGCUUUUGUAGCUGAAGUUGGGCUCUCCCUCCCAAUCCAAGUGUAAAAAGCCAGCAGGUCUUCCACAGCCAAUAUGCUAUUGAAAGCAAGUAAUGCUUUGCUUAAUAUAAGUCACUAUAGAGCUCUACAAACGGAUUGAUGAUGUGCUUUCUGGAAUAUAUUAUUGGAGAUUGAUGCAUUAUUGCCUUGCAGAGUCAUUGUUGACGUCGUUUGAUUUGCUGAAUUGGUGUCUGGACUCAUUAAUGGUCUGGAUGAGUCAACAAACUGAUGUUCAGAUUGGGACACUUAGUGGACAGUUCCUCUGUUCAUAUGGGUGAAAUGUAUCAUGUUCAAGAUGGGGUUACGAUCUUCUAGAAGGAGCAGAUGUGCAGUUUGGGGUACUCUUGGAUCCAACACUGUCUUUGCAGGCACAAGUGGCUUCAGUGGCAUGGAGUGCCUUCUAAUUCUGAUCGUCUCUUACUCUUAUAUUGACAGUGAUAGCAUGACUUCAGUUCUCUAUGCUUUGGUAACCUCCAGGUUAGACUUCUGCAGUUCAUUGUUUGUGGAACUGUCCUUAAAGAUGGCUUAGAAACUACAGCCAGUGCAAAAAAGGAUGUCUGCUAGAUUUUUAACUGAAACAAGAAGAUGGGAACAUAUAACACUAGUUCUGGUCUGACUGCAUUGGCUGCCAAUUUGUUUUCAGGCACAGAUCAAAAUGCUGGCUUUGACCUUUAACUUAAGCCUUAUAUAGUUAAAGGGCACUAUGUCUAUAUGGCCACCUCUCUGAAUAUGAACCUGCCUGGGCCCUGAGAUAUCAUUUGAUGCCUUCUCUGUGUGCUAACUCUAAAGCAGGUCCAGAGGGUGACUAUGAAAGAGUGAGUCUUCUCUGUAGUACGGGUAAGAAAUAGGCAUUCUCUGUUUAUCGGGCAGGAAUUCCAGGGGGCCUGCUUGGUGUCAAGCCUGUCAUCAUUAUGGUACCAGGCAAAAAUGUUUUUGCUUCCCCUGGAAUUUGGGCAGCACCAAUGAUAGUAUUAUUAUUUAACUUUUGCUUGAUUGUAAAUUGCUUCAGAAUGUUUUUUGUGGGAAACAAUACAUAACCCCAAACCUAACCUUAAGUUUAUUAGCUGCAGAUUAGCUUACUCUUAUCUGCAGAUAAGUUAUAGUUGCAGAUAACAUUUAAGGUUAAUGUUUCGUGCUGUAUGACUGCCUUGUGCUUCUGUCUCUGCCUGAAUCACAUGCAGAAUGAACUUGGUGUCUAAAUGUGAUGUUCUAAGGAAAGAAAGUAUAGCAGCUGUAUCUGAAAUUGUGGGUGCGUGGAAUAUGGAAGAUAGUUUAAUUACUUAGAAAAGGUCUUUAGGCUGUAGAUCAAAGUUAAAAUAUUCUAUACAGAAAAAAUUAAUUACCUUGUGAGCUGACUAGUAACCCUGUAUUCACUUAGCAUGGCAAACAUGUACUUUACCUUUAUAGAGCCAAAACUAUCAAGAACACAGUAUGUGUCAAUGUAGAACUAACUGCAGAACAAUGGAAGAAAAAAUAUGAAAGGGAAAAGGAGAGAAACAAGACACUUCGCAACACAAUACAGUGGCUUGAGAAUGAGCUGAAUAGAUGGCGUAAUGGUGAGUUAUGUCACAGAUCUUCACAACCCGUGUUAGCUAUACAUUAUUAUAAUGUGUGGCAGUAAAUUCCACUUUUGGUCACCGUACAGCAAAUUAAUCUAAAGUCUUGAUCGCAAAGCUGGAAAAAUCCCAGACCUGUGGGAACUGGAAUACUGCAAGAUUUUUUCCCAGCUUAGUGUUGAGGCUAAAUGUUCUUGUGACAAUUGAUCAGUUUAAAGAUCCUUUGCAUUAAGGACCUUUAAGUUCUAAUAACUUUGUAUUUAAAAAACUGCAUUAUUUGUGGGGCUACUCUUGAGAUUGGAACAGAAGCUGCAGCUGGGGCAGAACAUGGUGACUUGGUUGCUUGUGGAGACAAAAUAGUGUCAGCAUAUAACACUUUGGCUUGAGGGGACUGUUUUGGCUUGAUUUGCACUGGCUGUCAUGUCACUCUGCUACCAGGACAAGUUUAAGGUUCUGGUACUAACAUAUGUCUCCUGCACAUUCCAAACUCCCCAGGAGCCCACUCCACAGUGUGGAGCUAUUCUAUGGCUGCUCCUGUUCCAUAGAAUAGCAAUUCUGUCAAGGUACAACAGGUGUCCACUAUCUGUACUUUCCGGAAACAGCCAAAGACAUUUUUGUUACAAUAGGCUUAAUAGGUUGUUGCCAUGAGUAUCUAUUUUGUAUCGUAUUAGCUUUGUUUUGAAAGUAUCUGCUACUUUUUGCUGUUUUUAUUGUACACUGCUUUGAUACAAUUAGGUAGACUAGUGUUUAAUAAAAUCAUAUAUAUUGAUAAUAUCAGAGCUGCAGUAUUCAACCCAGUGGACUCGUAUUUUGUGUCCAAAUAGCAAUUUUCAAUGAAAUUCUCAUGCUAUCUGAGGUGAGCUAAUGUUGACUUAGUUUGCAAAGAUAUUUCAAACAAGAUGCAUUUGGUAAUUUUGUUUUAAAGGAGAGACUGUGCCUGUUGAUGAGCAGUUUGACAAAGAAAAGGCCAACUUGGAAGCAUUUGCAGUGGAUAAGGAUAUUACUGUUACUAAUGAAACUCCAACUGCUACUAUUGGAGUGAUUGGCAAUUUUACUGAUGCUGAAAGGAGAAAGUGUGAGGAAGAAAUAGCUAAAUUAUACAAACAGCUAGAUGACAAGGUAUGUCUUUAAAUUUUAAUGUACUUUAAACGAAGAACUGCCUUACUUUAUCAGAAAUCAAAUUGUUUCAUUAAUGUAAUUGAGUAGAUAGCUAUUUCUCUUUGUUAAGAGUAAAUUGCCAGCCUAAGAUCUGAAAUUGAUAGUGCAAUCCUGUAUAUGUCUACUUAGCAAUAAGCCCUAUUGAGUUCAGAGGGAUUUACUGCCAGGCACUGUAUUUAGGAUUGUAACCUAACUGUAUUUUAGCACUUCGUUGCUAAGCAUGAUCAUGUAGAGAGAUCAUGAAAAUCAUGCUAAGGAUGCAAUAAGUUGGCAUAAAAAAUUACAGUGGCUAAAAGUUAAUGAAUUGAAAAUAAAUUUGUCCUCCUUAUGGAAAAGUUUUUACCCUCCCUUAUGGAAAAGUUUUAUUGGGUAUUUUGGCCAUACCCAAUCUUUUGGGCACAUACAGUGGCAUUCUUGACUCCUGUGGUUUUCUGUUUGUUACAGAACAAAACUUCUAUGCCAUAUCAGUCAGUUCAGUUUGAAAAGGGGAUUUCCAUUUGGCAUGAGGAGAUGCCCAAAGACCUCUUGUGCAGAAUUAUUCACAAAGUGUUUUGGAUCUUGACUGUUCUCUCUAAAUUUUGUGGCGGGAUCAACCCAUAACAAUCUGUGACACUUUUAAUGAAUUCUAGAGUGAGCACAUUUUUCUUUCUUUAAAAAUUCAGGAUGAAGAAAUUAAUCAGCAGAGCCAAUUGGUAGAAAAGCUAAAAACACAGAUGUUGGAUCAGGAAGAGGUGAGUUUUGAUCUUCUAGUUAAUUCUGCAUGUUGCAAGAAUACAGAGCAAAAAAAGUGCAAUGUAUAUAAGUGACACUGAAUUAAUAGUAUAUAAGUUAGCAUUGCUCUUAGGAAUAGUACUGUUACUGAAGUACAAAAAAGUAACUGCUACACUUCAGAAAUCAGGCUGAGAUCAGGCUACUGAUUUCAAAAGGGCUUCUGUUAUUCUGUAUAGUGUCUUCAGGGACACCACUGUCAAUCACAAAAUUGCCUUCCAGGAUUUAAAGGAGUAGUCAGUGUCCUUAUUGAAUUUGGUGUACGCUGCUUAGUUACAGCCUAAAGGAAAUGUGGUGUUUCUUACCAUAUUUAUGUGCUUCCUGAUCACCAAAGCUUUCUAUGUGGCCUGCAAUAACAGUUAAGAACACUUAUGCAAAAAUAAAAAGCACUAAAUAGUCACAGCUGUUAAUACUCAAGAAAUAUUAUAUCCAAAUAUAAUAUCCAAUAAAUCAUUAAGAGAUUGAGAAGUCUGGGAAAAUCUAAAGCUCAUCACCUGAUGCUGGAAAGACCACACAGGAAAGAUGGCCGGGGGUCUAAUGAUGAAAAUGCCGUUCUCUAUUUGGUGCAAGGUACCUUUAGAAGGGCCUCAGAGGUUACAGGUAUGUAUAGGUGGGGCUCAACAACAUUAUAAAUAUCAGAAGCAACUAAUUACAUAAAGAUUUCUACAUGAGCAAAUUGUGAUGGUUUUUACAGUCUGGGAAACAACUGCUUUAAAAAACACAACUAACAUAACCUUUGUGUGUAGCUUCUAGCAUCUACCAGGCGGGACCAAGACAAUAUGCAAGCUGAACUAAAUCGGCUUCAAGCUGAAAACGAUGCCUCUAAGGAGGAGGUAAAAGAAGUUCUCCAAGCCCUUGAGGAGCUGGCUGUCAACUAUGAUCAGAAGUCUCAGGAAGUGGAAGACAAGGCAAAAGAAUAUGAGAUGCUUAGUGAGGAGCUGAAUCAGAAAUCGGUAAGAAACCACCUUUUUUUGGUUGCCAGUCCAAAUGGUUUUACAACUAUUAAUGAACCGAAACUCUUUUCUCAUUGGGUUUUAAAAAAGAUAAUUACAUGCCAUAUGCUCAAUGUUCAAGUUACAAUAAAGGAUAUUCUGACUAAACAUCAGGAAGAACUUUCUGACAGUAAAAGCUGCUACACAAUGGCUCCCAUGACAGGUAGUGGACUCUCCUGCCUUUUUAAACAAAGGUUUGGAUGCCCAUCUGCCAUGGAUGAUCUAGUUGAGGUUCCUGCAUUACAGGGGGUUAGACUAUAUGACCUUUUGGAUUCCUUCCAACUGUACAAUUGUAGGAUUCUAUAUUCAUACAGCAUUAUAUUCUGAAAAGAUUUUAACACAAUUUGAUUAAAAAAUUGAAGGUUAGCAACUGUAAACAAACAUGUACAUUUCAAGGUUUGUCAUCCUGUCUUGAGAUCCCCAUGUGGUUGGCUCAAUGUAAUCAUGUGUAACACAGUGGACUUGCUCUGUCUUGUCUGAUUUCCGUUCCCUAGCUGUGCAACACACCAUAGUAUCUGCAUCUACCUAGGGCAGCAUCAGGAGUAAGUUAGACUCCAACUUCUAUCAGCCCCAGCCAGCAUGGCCAGUGGUCAAGGAUGUUGGAAGUUGUAGUCCAGCAACAUUCAGAUGACCACAGAUUCCCAUUUCUGUCCUAGAAGGUUAUUGACAUUACUAUUAUUUAUAACACUACACUUUGGAAAGCAUGUAUUUGUAGAAAAGGCCACUCCUUUUGGUUAAGGAUAUGCAUUCCCCCACCUCAGCUUCUACUGAUGUUCUUGAGAUUGACAGAUAUCUUGGCUGUCGCUGGUUAUUUAAAUUGUUUUCUGGGUAAGUAUACACAUACUCAUAUUAUUACUGGCAUAUGUUCUUUAUUUGAUCCACACUUCUCUCAUUCUAGGUAACUUUAGCUAGUAUAGAUACAGAACUUCAGAAACUUAAAGAAAUGACCAAUCACCAGAAAAAACGAGCAACAGAAAUGAUGGCAUCUCUUCUAAAAGAUCUUGCAGAAAUAGGAAUUGCUGUGGGAAAUAAUGAUGUGAAGGUAAGUUGAGCUAUAUUAUAUUCUCCUGAGAUUUUUUUUUUAAAAUGUUAUAUAGGUAAAUUAAGCAUGUGCUUCCUUGUCCUUGUAUCUUCUGUACCAUUCAAGCAUUUAAAACAACCAUGACAGUGUGUGUGCGCACGUGAGUGAGUGUUUGUUGUGGUAUCUGGUGCUUACAAUUACAGUAUAAAGAAUGGCUGUCAUGGGCUCCUCUUCCCUAAAAUGGUAGUAACCUUGAUUAAUUUGCAAGCAAAUAUUUGAAGCAGGGUAUUUGGAAAAGAUUGGGUGGGUGGGUUGCUUGCUUGCUUGCUUGCUUAGUUGUGGCAGCAGCCGUUUCUUUGAACCAGACUCCUCACAGGAACAGAUUCCUGGAAGCAUAUAACUCGACUGCUGAGGGAGCUGCACUGGUUGCUGACUCUGCUUCAGGGUUCAUGAACCCUUAAAUAAUUUGGCCCAAAGUACAUUGAGGGUCAUUAAAAACCUGAUUGGGCACUUCUGGUGAUUCUCCACACCCCAUAGAGACUAAGCAUUUAGUGUGUGGCAGGCCCUGCCCUGUGGAGCUCACUGCCUAGUUUGGCAAGAACUGCUCCUGCCUUUUCUGUUUAUAUAGACCUUCACAAUAUGCAAAAAUAGUGCACAUUUGUUGUGACGGGAGGUGUCAUUUUGUCACAAUCCUAGUUUAAAGCUGAUCUUUAUACAGGUAAGUCAUCUGGCAUGCACAUAGAUCUAUUUGCUAAAUAAUAUAUUGAACUGUGAAUGUGUCACAUGAUUUUCUACUAUUAAAAAUGUUUUGAACUAAAAACUUGUUCCUCCUCAGCAACCAGAAGGAACUGGCAUGAUAGAUGAGGAAUUCACAGUUGCAAGGCUCUACAUCAGUAAAAUGAAAUCCGAAGUGAAAACUAUGGUAAAACGGUGUAAGCAGUUAGAAAGUACACAGACAGAGAGCAAUAAGAAAAUGGAAGAAAAUGAAAAAGAGCUAGCGGCCUGUCAGCUCCGUAUCUCACAGGUAAAUGAAAUGGUUUGGCUCUGCCAGUUAAUGUCAUUUUUGCUUCUUGAUUCCAUUCUUAGCUAUGUGUUUUAUAAGUAAGUAAAAGUGCACUUCUUAAUUUAUAAUCAUCACAAGUGGAACCCACAACAAAAUGUACUGUUGUGAAGUGCUGUUGUUCAAAAGUCCAGCUGCUCCAUUCCAUUCCCCCUUCCCUGUUCCCCUCCAGCAGUCAGUCCUCAUGGAGCUAUUUUUGAGGUUUUCCUAAACAUUUUCUUGUACUUCUGCAAGCCCCAAAUCUCCUGAUACCUCCUUCUUGUGUGUGAGUUAUCCCAUUUUAGUUGCCGAAACAAUGACUGUCACAGCCUGAACACUGGAAAUAAUAGGAAUUGUUUUUUGCUUGACCAAUAAGCAUUAGAGUGAACUGGUUAAUAUAAGCAGUUCACUUUGCUUUCAUAUAUUUUCCACAUUGUGCAUGACUAAUUUGGGCUACAACAUUUCAGCAGCUUUUCAGGAUGAGUUUUGAAAUGCACAUCUAGUAACUGGAUGCUUUUAGGUACAGUCAUACCUUGGGUUGAAGUAGCUUCAAGUUAAGUAUUUUCGGGUUGUGCUCCGCGGCGACCUGGAAGUAACGGAGCCGCGUGUGCAGACACUCAAAAUGACGUCACACUCAUGCGCGGAAGCGUCUUAUGUUUACUUCAGGAUGCGAACAGGGCUCCGGAACGGAUCCCGUUCGUAGCCAGAGGUACCACUGUACUAGUUUUCCAAAGGUUUGCUGAUAUAGUGGGUCUCAUGCUUAGUAUACAAAGGCAAGAGCUAUAUCAGAUGCAAACUACUUUCAAUACCACUUGGCAACUUCAAAAGGCAGCUAGAAGUCAAAUGUGUCAGUAACUGGCUUUCAUAUUUUGGGCAAUGUAUAGGAUUUUGCUACCAUGUCAGCCCACAUCAUGUAAAGAACAUUUACUCUUGAAGUUUUUUAAUAUUGAAGCAAGCUAGUUGUACCUUAAAUGUUAGUGGAGAAAGAGAAAUUGAUCAAACUUCAUUAUUUUGGAGAAUUAAAUGACUGCAGCUUGUGAUAUGCAGUUCCAUAUAUAGUACUUCAGUAUAUGCUUCUACAGAUAUAUAUCCUAGUCUUGCAAUGUAACUGAAGUUCACAAGCUGUUUAAGUUUAUUUUCACAUGUAGCUUCUAUAAUUUCAAUUCUUGUUUUCACCCUGAAAGCAUGAAGCCAAGAUUAAGUCACUUACAGAGUACCUUCAGAAUGUGGAACAGAAGAAAAGACAGCUUGAAGAGUCUGUGGAUUCGCUUAAUGAUGAGCUAGUCGAACUUCGAGCACAAGGUAUUAAUUGCUUUACUAUAUGCUUAAUGUUUAAGGAGCAUGAACUGUGAACUGGUCUUCAGCAAGCUGUUUGUCUCACACCUCUGUAAUAUGAGGAAGAUACUAAGAAAUAUGCUGUGUAUGUAAGGAUUAAAUGUACCUGUGAAGUGUUUUGAUCACUUACAAAAAGAGUUCUGUAAAAACGUUACAUUGCUAAGUUAUGCUUGAGAGCUUCCUAGAGGCAUCAACUUGGCCAUAAUUGGAAUUGGGAUACCUGACAAGAUAGGUCACUGGUCUGAUCCUGUACAGUUGUUAUGUUCUUCUGUAAGGUGCAUAAUAUUUUAGGUGUGGCAUGCUAUGAUCUUUCAACAGUCUGAGGUAGUGAAUCCAGUAAAUUUGUCUGUGUCCUCUAACUAAAUGCUCUUUUCUUCACUAGAAAAAGUUCAUGAAAUGGAGAAGGAGCAUCUAAACAAGGUUCAAACAGCAAAUGAAGUCAAGGCAAGUAAACUUCAGAUAUGUUUUAACCAAUAAUUCAAAAUUAGUUUCUUCAAAAAUGCAAUCACUUAUGAUGAUGUAACAUCAGAAUAUUUGGUUCUUUAGCAAGCUGUUGAGCAGCAGAUUCAAAGUCACCGUGAGACUCAUCAGAAGCAGAUUAGCAGUCUCAGAGAUGAGGUUGAGGCGAAGGAGAAACUAAUUACUGAACUGCAAGAGUAAGUUUUGCAACUACUGCACGUGUCUUUGUGGGAGGGCAGAGAACAGCUUUUUCAAAAAAAAAAAAAACUUCUAACGGUGCAGUUCUUACUAUGUGUAUUCAGAAGUAAAUUGAAUUCAGAUGGACUUUCUCUCAAAUAAAUGGGGUUAAGAUUGCAGCCUAAGUCUUAUAAAUGUGUUAUUCACUUUCAUUUAUUUACAUAAAAAUCCAGCCUUUGUUCAGGCAUGCAGUGUACCUCAACAAGAAUAGAAAUAUCCUUAUUUUAUGUAACUGUAAGCUUUGGUUCAUGGCUCAUUUUGCACCUUUCUUUCCUAAUGAGAUGGGAGCUUAAUGUUAGUGCCAAAAAUGUAAAAUUCAUUCCAGUAUUGACAUAGUGUUUUUAGAAAGGCUUUAUUUUGAGGGUUUCUAAAUUUGGCUAUCAGUUCUAGAAUUGUUUGUCAAUUCUAAUGGUACACUGUGGGUUCCAACAGAAUUUUUAAUCUGAUCCCAUCCCAGUCUAAUGUGCAUGUUUUGGCAACUAAUAAUAUGUCAAAAGAUUGAAGUGCUGGUUUUGUGGAAAUCUCUCACAUCAUAAUUACAUUUUUUUUAUUCUGUGUUAGUCAAAAUCAGAAGAUGAUGCUUGAGCAGGAACGACUCAGAAUUGAACAUGAUAAACUGAAAGCUACCGAUCAAGAUAAAAGCAGGAAACUGCAUGAACUAACGUAAGUAAGAACAAUAAUGUGGACAAUAUGGUUGGUCAAAUCAAACUUUGAUGUGUGGACACAGUGUAUUCAUGCUGACAUACUGUUUUGAGCAGAAAGGUUCCAUAAUUUACCUAUGAAUGAACAUUAGCAACAUUAAUUUAGUUGUUCAAAAUGCGUGUACAGGUUUUGUUUUAAAGUGCAUUCUAGCAAACCAGAAUAAUGCAAUAUCUGUCUUUCAAAAUCCCAUUAGUCUUAGUAUAUAGACAGUUUAUAGUAUACAUUUGCAACAUUCUGUAUUUAGAAGUUCCUUUUCAUAGUUUCCCCCGUCCUGUGUAAAGAUAGAUGUAAUAUUGUUCUUGAUGAGCUCAGCAUUUUAAUAAAUUAUAUAUAAAGAGUUGGAGGAAGGAAGUGAAAGAGGCACAUCUAAUAUUUACUCUCCACUUCCAUGUUUAUAAAGUGACCAGGAAGGUUAAUUCCAUUUCAGCCGCUUUCACAUGCUUUGCUCAGCAUUUGAAGUUCCACACAUCGUUCUUUCUCAUUCUCCCAAAACUAAAAUAAAAGUUCAUUUCCCCAAUAACCCUUCAUCCUCCUGAGCCAACAGGUUAGUUGGCUUUUAAAAAUGUACUCUUUGUUUGAAGCAUAAUUGGUCAGUUUUGAAUCACAUUACAGAUAAUUUUCAUCUUACAUGUAUAUCUUACUUACACAAUCACAACUUUGCAAAGUUUGGGGGUGAAAUAAAUAAAUAAUUGGAGAGCUGAGGGAACACACUCUCCAUUUAUUUAUUUAUUUAUUUAUUUAUUUAUUCUCUCUCUCUCUCUCUCUCACACACACACACACUUGCGCAAAGCUGUGAUUGUAGGUUUAUCUGGCUCUUGGAAGGUGGCACAAGGGCUAGAUCCCUCCCACCGCUUUCCAAAGAUGUGCAAGCACUUCCUAGGCUUUGAGAAGGAGGCGAUGUCUCUGGCAAGGCCCUUGUGCCUCUUUCCUGAAGCCAAGCAAGCAGCCCUCCAUCGGGGGGGGGUGUGAUUCAAGGGGUUCUGGGCUUUACAUGAUUUUGCAUAUACUCGUGUACCCCCAGAACUGAACCCUCACGUAAGAUACAAGUUGCCUGUUUCAUUGUGCAUUGUCAGCACCACAUGUUAAAAUACAGUGGGUAUACUCUGUUCCUCUUUUGGUUGUGGCCUCCAAAUUAUUGAGACUUACUUCAUCCUAGCACUUCUGGGCUUCAGAAUGUGGGCAGAGAUUGUUUGUCCAAUGAAAGUUUUAUUUUAUAGUUCUGUUUUUAAAAGUGGAAGCAGCUGUCUAUGUGUGAUGUUUCAUCCUUCAUAGAUGAUUUGAACUAUUCUACUUUGGGCUAGAUACUGGAAGAAUCGUAGGUAAUACAUUUUUGUUCACUUUAGGGUUAUGCAAGAUAGGCGAGAACAAGCAAGACAAGACUUGAAAGGCUUAGAAGAGACUGUGGUAAGCUAAAUAUUCAGAAAGUAUCUUUCAGAUUCUUGAAUUUAUCACCUAAAAAUGCUACAGUUUGCCAUCUUUAUGUUCCUAGGCAAAAGAACUUCAGACCCUGCACAAUCUUAGGAAACUCUUCGUUCAAGAUUUGGCUACCAGAGUUAAGAAGGUAAUGCCCAGUUCUUCUUCAUUUUAGAAACUAUUGCUAUUUUUUGUACUAAUUCCAUGGGGAUCAAAACUCAGAUUGCCUAUCUUAUUGCCAUAGAGUGCAGAGAUUGACUCAGAUGACACAGGGGGCAGUGCUGCCCAGAAACAGAAGAUUUCUUUUCUUGAGAAUAAUCUUGAACAGCUCACAAAAGUCCACAAACAGGUAAACCGAAAUAUAUUUUUAUAUCUGAUCUAUUUCCAUGGCUUUAUAAAAGCUUAUCCAUGCUGUACAUACUGAAGUUCUUUGGCUCACACGUUUUAUCUCUUAAAGUUGCCACAAGUUGCCCUAUUUAAGUAAACGUGCUACUGAGUAAAAAUCAAGAACUCUUUGGCCAAAUUUAACAACUUUGAUUGCCAUGCUUUCUUUCAUAUGACUUGCCAACAUCCUACUACAUCUAGUCAUGCAGUAGAAAAGAAAAGAAGGCUAAAAGAGGUAAAGGUAAAGGACCCCCGACCAUUAGGUCCAGUCGUGAAUGACUCUGGGGUUUCGGCACUCAUGUCGCUUUACUGGCCGAGGCAGCCGACAUUUGUCUGCAGACAGUUUUUCCGGGUUAUGUGGGCAGCAUAACUAAGCCGCUUCUGGCAAAACCAGAGCAGCUCACUGAAAUGCUGUUUACGUUCCCGUCAGAGCAGUACCUAUUUAUCUACUUGCACUUUGACAUGCUUUUGAACUGCUAGGUUGGCUGGAGCUGGGACUGAGUAAUGGGAGCUCACCCCAUCACGGGGAUUCGAACCACCGACCUUCCGAUCGGCAUGCCCUAGGCUCAGUGGUUUAGACCACAGCACCACUCGCGUGCCUAGAGAAUCCCAAAGAAACAUUGCAGCAAUUAGUUGCACCCAUGUCUCUCAAUGAGGCUAUUAUUACCAUGGAAAAUUUAGGUAUUGUUAGCUCUGAGGAAAGAUUUUUUUUUAUUCUGGAUGCUUUACCUUGAAUUCUUUGUUAGUUAAAGUGCUGUUCAAAGUAACUAUGGAGUGAAAGGAUUUGCAAAGGCUUUAAUUCCCAUAGUCCAGAUUUAACAUAGCUCUAUAUGAAACAUAUAUUUCUACCCACAGCUGGUACGUGAUAAUGCAGAUCUUCGCUGUGAGCUUCCGAAACUGGAGAAACGACUUAGAGCUACAGCUGAGCGAGUUAAAGCUUUGGAGUCAGCACUAAAGGAAGCCAAAGAGAAUGCAUCUCGUGAUCGCAAGCGUUACCAACAGGAAGUAGAUCGUAUUAAGGAAGCUGUGAGGUCAAAGAACAUGAUCAGAAAGGCACAUUCUGCGCAGAUUGGUUAGUAGAUAAAAUGGGAGCAUUAACAGUGCUAGUAUGACAUGAAUUCAAUUAUUGAUCCCUUGUUCUUAGGUCACUUAGUGCUACACCUGAAUCUUAGAAUGGUGGUAGAUCACUUGCAUAUCCAUAAAUUCUAUUGAUUUGUCCAUUGACCAGAUUAUCUGAAGUUGUUAUUUGUAUAGUCUGGAAAUUAGGACAUUAGUUGCUUGAAGUAGUACAAUUUGGGAUUUAGAUACUUCUGGAGUGCAAGCACAUGUUAUAGUGAAACUUUCACAAGCUUAAUAUGUGCGGGUUGUUGAUCCUGUUAGUAUUGCAUAGUAUAAUAAGUUUUGUUAUAGCUAUGUAUAUGCAUAUUCCACCUUUCAGAACAGAAAUAUUUCUACAGGUAAAAUCAAAAUACUUUAAUCAAAUCACUAUGGAGCGGUAUCAAAAAAUAACAAAUCAGGAUGCUUACUACAGGACAUAAAAUUUGUAACUUGUAUUCUUGCACAGUUAUGGAAUGGGUAUGAUAGUUUCAGAAUUUCAUCACAGUUGGGUGUUUGUUAUAGGAGCAAGAAAUAUUUAUAGAUCUAGGGUGGAAUUCAACAUUAUUAUAAGCGUUCUAUCCAUGCGGGCCUGCAGCUUGCCAGCCAGGUUAAUUCCUCCCCUCCUCCCCCAGUGCACUGUUUUGAAGGUUCUUCUGACCCCUCUGAGCCAAUUGCAGGGGCACACAGUGGGAGGAGAGGGAUGGGAAAGUCCCAUUGAGCAAGCAGAUAACCUUGCACAGGGCUUCUGCUGAAAGGGCACGUUAGGUGAUUCCUGCCCCGAUAACCCAUUUUUUAAAGAAAACUUGCUUAGAAGGCAGCAUAGUAAAUAUUAGUAACAAUAAGAGUUGCAAAAUCUUUGGCUCCUUAAAAGAGUUAACGCAUUCAUUGGCAAAAACUUACACUGAUUUGAGUCUGCUUGGUCAGAUGUAUGAAAUAACCACGAUGCACAAAAGUUUGUACCAUAAUAACUUUUUUUUGGUCAUUAAGUUACUACAAGACUAAGUUUGCAGCAAAAACAACAAACAUGCAUAUUCCUUUGGAAAUAAAAUAACAAUGAAGUAUCAAUAAACCAGCACAGCUGAAUUGUUUAAAAACUUGACUUGGCUUUACCUUUAACAUUUGCAUUUGUUUCAUGCAGCUAAACCUAUUCGCCCUGGUCAGCAUCCAGCAGCUUCUCCGACUCAUCCAAGUGCAAUUCGUGGGGGAGGUGCUUUUACUCAAAACAGCCAGCCAGUGGCCCUACGUGGAGGCGGAGCACGGCAGGAGAAGGCAUGAAUUUACAUUAUCAAGGUUAGCAGUUAACUUGUCUAUUCCAUUUAAUAUCCUGUCUUCAGUUUAAAAUGUUUGGCAUUUUCAAGGAAAAUAGGGAAUACAGUAUUGGAUAAGAGUCCAGGUCCAUAUGAGUAUUUGUGAUUAGGGGCAACUUCAGUUGAACAAGUACGCUGUGUGAAACUACCGUAUUUUUUGCUCCAUAAAACACACUUUUUUCCUCCUAAAAAGUAAGGGGAAAUGUCUGUGUGUUUUAUGGAGCCAAUUUGUGGUCCCUGCAGCCGAAUUGCCCAGAGGCGAAAAGCAGAUUGUGCUUUUUCUUCUUUUUUGUUUUAGAAAGAGGGAAGGGGAUGUUGAAGCAAAGCAGCUGAGCAGCUAGUGAUAGGGAGGGAGAUAAGGCUGUGGGAAAAGGAGGCUGCCGGGGGGGGGUAAAGACAGCAAACUUGCAAGGAGAGUAGACAGGAAUGUUAAAACAAGCAAUGAGAAGAGAAAUUAGAAGAAAAGGAGGAGAAAAGAAGAAAAGGAGGAGCAAAAAACUGCUCUAAAAACUCUAAAAUACUCUAAAAGUAUUCCUCUCUUAUCCUCCUCUAAAAACUAGGUGUGUCUUAUGGUCAGGUGCGUCUUAUGGAACAAAAAAUACGGUGAUUAGUUCAGAACCAAGUAGAUUCCAGAAUAGCUUACCAUCUUCCACACAUUGUCCCGCCCCACCCCCACCCCCAGCUGAGUUUGCCGUACCACAACUAAAUAGUGUUUGCAGUUGCCUGUCUGACCAGGAUGGCUUUUGGUAAGUUAUAAGGAACGUUGAGGAUAAGAGAGGAAUACUUUUAAUUCAGUAUUACUGGGGUAAAUCCAGUUCAGCUGCCUCCAAAUUAAAGUACAUAAACUGAGGAACAGGCUAAAGAAAGACCAGAAUUCAUGGGUUUUAAGGAAGACAGAGUUGAGAUUGGAAGAUUAAUUGCAAAGAAACCAGGGGAGUAAGAUGUAAAGGUAGUGAUAAAUAGAGUAAGGCGUUAAUUAAAAAUGAUUGCUAAACAAGUUAGCAUUUAGAAAAACAUUGAUACCUUAAUUCUGUAUUAGGUCUGGUAAAGCAUCUUCUACUGAAAUUGUGGCACAAACUUAAAUGGUGACUAGUUUUCAGUGAGUAAAUGUAGAUGAAAAUAAUUGUGUAAAUCUCACAAUUUUUAGAGUAAAAUAAAAUUGUGAACAUUUUGUUCACUUAUUUUUCUAUGUAUGCAUAAGUUUCUUUGGCUUUUUCUAGAUGCUGAAAGCUACACAGCAUGAAGAGGAUUGGAUAUUGCGCAAUGAGAGUCAUUCCGUGACAGUGACGUCUAUCUGUCUCUCCCUGGGGAUUGUAGGAUUAUUUUUUUGAAAAUUGUAUAAACUUAUACUGGUCUGUACAGCUCUCCUCAUUCUACAAAUUUGGCUAAUUGACUCCAAACAAAACUAGGAAAAACUUUCUUCUUGGGAAAUUGACGUGUAACUUAAAACGUAGCUCUUUUCAUUACCUGAUCUGUCUUUCACGUCUUAAAUUUAGUCUGCACUGUGCCAAGUUGAAUGUAUGUUAAGCAACAUCUUAGUUAAAAUUUCCUAGCUUAAUUUAUGUAUAUUUAAUGGUCUUAGGGAUUGUGGAACAAUGUUGAAGUAAAGUUUUAAUUUUACCACUUUUAAUAACACUACUUGACCCACUCUUGAAUUAGAGCAGCACUGUACAUUAAGUUUGCCUGGAUGGCUGUAUAGAGCAUAAGACUAAAAUUAUGUGUACAGUUUGCAAUUACUGAGGUGUGCUUAUGACGACUGCCCUUAGGCACUGAAGUCUCUCAAAAAAACGUGGAUUGAAAAUUUUCCUUUUUUGACGAGGCUGCUUAACUGUUUGAUUAAAUCUGUUAUCAGGUUAAUGAGUUAAUACUGUAUAACAAGUAGUAAAUGUAAGUUUACAUGGAAAGACUUUGGCAAUGACUUUUCAUCUGUCCUGUUCCUGAUUAUACCCAGAAUAGUGUGAUGAGGUGAAAACAUUCUGCUUCAUCUUGAUAAGCCUGUUAAUUGGUCACCAUAACUGGAUAAAUUUGGUUAACUUUUCCAGUGAGAAAUCGGGGCACUGUAGAACCCCUUGUAUUAUCAGUGCAUCAUAUUUCAUUCAAACCACAAAUUUGACUUUAAGAGAAUGAAUUGAUUGAAUAAGUGGAACCAAGUGAAUAAAGGGGGGAAAGAAAGUGCAUAAAAUGGCCAGAAAUGUAGGAUGGAUAUGGAAAUUGUGCUACACUGAAACUGUACUGUAACUUAUUUGUAAAUCUAGAGUUCUGUAAAUGUGUUUUUCUCUAACAAUCCUGUUGGACAUCAUUAUCAUCAUCAUUAUUUUUGCAAAGUUUUGAGACCAAGUUUAAAGUUUUGCCCCGCAAAAAGCACUUGAAACGACAUGCCACAAAAUUCAAAGAACACCUUUGACAGGGAAGUUACUGUUCGAUAUUGCCCAAAGGCUUUGAAAGGUUUUCUCAUUACAGUCACUUGACUGGUAGGAAGUGAAAGAAAAUGCUUUCCAAAAGUUGAGAGAUUUUGAAUAACUGCUUUUCCAGAGUAAGUUGAUGCCAGUUUUAUAUUAUACUGAAGUACAUUCACAGGCACUUGCCGGGGGGUGGGGGUAGGUUUUCUGUAGAACUUUAUGACUAUCUUUUGUACAAAUUGAAAUAUUUGUAUUAAGACGGAGCCUAGUAAUAGAAAAAAUUGACUGACAACCCCCCCCCCAUACCUUAAGUUCUGAUUAGUGUCUUUUUUAAUACAUUUAUUUUAGAGACGGGGGUUUUCUUUUUCUUUUUUUAAUCAGCCAGACCCUUGUUAGUUUGGAAUUGUCAUAAGAUAAACCUCUUUCUUUUGUGCUUGAAUUAAACACUCCAAACUGAAAAGAUGAAAUAAGAGGGGACUUGUAUAAAGGGAAAAUGGUGGAGAAGGAAUCUCUGUUAAGUGCUUGAAGUUGUGUUUUCAGUUGCAUUGGCCUAUGUCAGUUUCUCAACUAUAGCCGUACAAUUUCAGUCUGGAUUCAGUUUACACAGUUCAAUCUGGUUUCCUGGCAGUUACUCAAAUGAAGCAGGAUAUUUUCUCAUGGCUGUUUACGUUAGUUUCAUUCCUGUAAGUAAUGUAUCACGGGUUUUGGUGCUGACAUGGCUGUGUAAUUAAACAGUUAAAUAAACUGUAACUAGCAUGUAGCUCAACAUGUACAUCCUUUUCAUACCUAAGCUUUUUUAUUUUAACCUUUUAUGAAGUUUACCAAGAACUGCAACUUAAACUUUCAAAAGGACUCCUAUGUUCUUUGGCUCUCCUAUGGUAGGUUGCAUGGACAGGACAAUUUUUUGGUUUUGUAAAUUUAGAAUCUUCAAUCUGCAAUAGAAUUUUAAAUGCGUUACUGUUCCAAUUUACAGUUCUUGAAUUUUUAUUCCUCCAGGCUAUUUUUUAAAAAAUGGCUUAGGACAGGAAUUGAAUGACAUGAAAGAAGACUAUUUAUUCAUGGAGAUAAACUAAAUUAUUUGCAUAACAUUACUGAUUAACUACUUUAAAUUAGACCUGAAAUGACAAGAGUCUGCCUGUGGCAAGGAUCUGCCACUGAAUAAACAGUUAUGUAUUCUCAAUGCAUGAGAAUGCAUUUAAGAAUAACUGGUUUGGAGAAGAUGCCAUAUAGUUUUAACUACCUGCAUGCUGUAAAUGUUUUUGUGUUUAAAUAAAGAAAAUCUUUGAAUUUUAGUGAACUUCAUUGAGACCUAUAUAACCU
Podarcis lilfordi (Lilford's wall lizard) is the source of this 34589-nucleotide messenger RNA. The record is from the annotation of a GenBank genome assembly. Lineage: Eukaryota; Metazoa; Chordata; Lepidosauria; Squamata; Lacertidae.